This is a messenger RNA of Rotaria sp. Silwood1, 663 nucleotides long. The record is from the annotation of a GenBank genome assembly. NCBI's taxonomy places the organism in Eukaryota, Metazoa, Rotifera, Eurotatoria, Philodinida, Philodinidae.
AUGAUUUCUUUUGCGACCAUUGAUCAAUAUUUGGCUACUUGUUCUCGUCCUGGUUUGCAACAAUGGAGCAACAUUAAACUUGCUCAUCGUCUGUCCGUAACAUCGAUCAUUCUUUGCGUUCUUCUUGGAAUUCCUUAUAUGUUUUAUUUCAAUAUAAUUGAACAACCUACAACACAUAAAAUAGUUUGUACAAGUACAAAUGCUUAUUUUUUCCGUUAUCAUGUUUAUGUUUAUAUAAUAUCUCUUGCCGGUGCUGUACCAGUAACUGUCACAGUUCUCUUUGGCUCUUUGGCGUAUCGUAACGUCCAACAAUUGGCUCAUCGAACUUUACCAUUGGUUCGUCGUGAAUUAGACAAACAAUUGACAACCAUGGUUCUUGUCCAAGUUGUUCACAAUUUCUUUGCAACAAUUCCCUAUACGAUUGUUACUGCUAUCGUUAAUAGUCCUCUUCUUCCGAAUGACCCAGUUAUUAACGCACAAGUCCAAUUUGCCAAUAUUAUAACUAUCUAUUUGUAUUAUCUAAAUUAUGCAAGCCCAUUCUAUAUUUAUCUCGGUGCAUCCGAACGAUUUCGUCAUCAGCUAAUUUAUGUUCUAUUCGAAAUUCAUCUUAAACGAUGGCGACGACGAAUAGCUAAUGUUGAUCAAAUGGAUCCACAAUAUUAA